Molecule: messenger RNA, 1018 nt
Organism: Sinocyclocheilus rhinocerous
Lineage: Eukaryota; Metazoa; Chordata; Actinopteri; Cypriniformes; Cyprinidae
Product: Zinc finger protein 706-like
Exons: 4
Coding region: 156-416 (86 amino acids)
Source: RefSeq, a predicted model, not a curated record
UAUUAUAUCAUUUAAGUGCUUCUGACGGAAGUCAGAAUCGCGUCAGUUGAGCUUCACGUCCUACCGUGUCUUAACGCCGAGUCUGUUGCCAGUCACUUCAUGGAACGAAAGACGCAAUGAAAGCUGACCGAGAGUGUCUUCUUGAGUGAGUCGGUAUGCCCGAUGCGUGUGUUUCAGAGAAGGCCAUGGCUCGUGGGCAGCAGAAGAUCCAGUCUCAACAGAAGAACGCAAAGAAAGCAGCUGAGAAGAAGAAAGCUCAAGGAGCGGAUCAGAAGACUGCAGCCAAAGCAGCGCUGGUCCACACAUGUCCUGUCUGCAAGACACAGAUGCCAGACCCAAAGACCUUUAAACAGCAUUUUGAAAGCAAACACCCAAAAUCUCCUAUGCCCCCUGAGCUGGUGGAUGUUCAAGCCUAAAGGACACAAGAAGCCAACAUGGACCUAAAACAGGGACCCUGAGGAAUGAAACAUGAUUCGACUCAGCCGACUGACUCGACUUGCUGUAUUUCACAAACAUAGACUGUGGACCAUGUGGACACAAUGACAAGGAGAUCUUAGGACGGACUCAAGCACACCAGCACACAUAUAUAUAUAUAUAUAUAUUUUUUUUUAUUUUUUUAUAUGUGCAUAUUUCUUCCAUCUUUUCAAAGUGUGCUGUGACCUAACCGUCUCAUUGCCAUGUGCUUAAACUCGCCAUAUUUAUUCACCACUUUCCCAAUACCCCGUGGCACUUCGUCCCUGUAAAGUUUGAAAAAAAAUGAUUAGGUGCUGCAAUGUAUAAAAAUGUAUGUGCCCUGAUCUUUUUGCUGUGAACCAAAAUGGAGAGGGGCACCAAUGUGUGUAUUAUUAAUAGUACUGACCAGGAUUGGGAUUGAGAUGCAUUGACAUGCUCAAAAUAAUCACAAAUGCUGUAAAUUUGCACCUGUUCAAGCAGUCAGAAUAAUAUCUGAGUCAGGACCCACGGACAUGCUUUUGUUACUUUGUUUUCUAAAGUUUUCAAUAAAUGUUUAUGCAUAUAG